Messenger RNA from Cavia porcellus (domestic guinea pig), 945 nucleotides. Its product is annotated as olfactory receptor 11G2-like. Lineage: Eukaryota; Metazoa; Chordata; Mammalia; Rodentia; Caviidae. Gene Ontology annotation, cellular component: membrane. Gene Ontology annotation, molecular function: G protein-coupled receptor activity; olfactory receptor activity. Gene Ontology annotation, biological process: G protein-coupled receptor signaling pathway. The transcript has a single exon. The record is from RefSeq and is a predicted model, not a curated record. The coding region runs from base 4 to 945 and encodes 313 amino acids.
UAUAUGAAAACUUUCCACACCCCCAGCAACUCCAGCACCAUGGCCGGCUUCAUCCUCCUGGGCUUCCCCUGCCCCAGGGAGGGUCAGAUCCUCCUCUUUGUGCUCUUCUCUGCUGUCUACCUCCUCACCCUCAUGGGCAAUGCUUCCAUCAUCUGUGCUGUGCGCUGGGAUCAGAGACUACACACACCUAUGUACAUCCUGCUGGCCAACUUCUCCUUCCUGGAGAUCUGGUAUAUCACCUCCACUGUCCCCAACAUGUUGGCCAACUUCCUUUCUGACACCAAGGUCAUCUCCUUCUCUGGGUGCUUUCUCCAGUUCUAUCUCUUCUUUUCCUUGGGCUCCACAGAGUGCUUCUUCCUAGCAGUUAUGGCAUUUGAUCGUUACCUUGCCGUCUGCAGGCCCCUGUACUAUCCUACUCUAAUGACUGCACAUCUCUGCAACAUUCUUAUAUUCAGCUGCUGGAUGCUUGGUUUCCUGUGGUUCCUAGUCCCCAUUAUAAUCAUAUCCCAGAUGUCCUUCUGUGGGCCCAGGAUUAUUGACCACUUUCUGUGUGACCCAGGUCCUCUAUUAGCACUCAGCUGUACCAGAGACCGUGUAAUAGAACUGACUAGCUCCACUUUAAGUUCUCUACUAUUAUUUAUUCCCUUUGUCUUUAUCAUGGGUUCCUAUGCUCUGGUUCUCAGAGCUGUGCUAAGAGUUCCUUCACCAGCAGGGCGAAGAAAGGCCUUCUCUACCUGUGGGUCCCAUCUGGUUGUGGUUUCUCUCUUCUACGGCUCAGUGAUGGUUAUGUAUGUCAGCCCAACAUCUGAGCAUGAAGCUGGAAUGCAGAAGAUUGUGACUCUGUUUUAUUCAGUGGUUACUCCACUCAUUAAUCCUGUUAUAUAUAGUCUAAGAAACAAAGAUAUGAAACGUGCAAUGGAAAAAUUACUGGGAAAAUUAAAAUAA